ACAUUUCUUCUGGAUCCCAAAUUUUAUCCACACAGACUUACAACUGUGAAAUCCCUUUCGUUUCGCUUAUCCGGGCCCACUGUCUGCUUGAUUCUGCCGGAUGAACCGACGACCGACGACGCUGAAUGGAUGACCCGAUGAAUGUUUACUUUUACUUUCCAUACACAUGAGUUUUGAUAUCUGUUAUUUAACAAUAUAGUGUCUCACCAUGUCAGAUGAGAAAGAACAGAAACCCGCUAAACCAACUGCAACCACAAUUAAAAUUGAAGGAUCUUCAAGAUCUUCCAACUCAAUAGUUAGAUUGCCAUCUUUCAGACAGCCUCGUGACUUGACACUUGGCUCUGGGAGUGUUGGUCGAGGUGGAGCUCUUGGCCUUGGAGUCAAUAAAGCUCGCAAAAACUAUGCCCCAAAUCUCAAUGUUCAGCGUAACAAAUCAAAAGAGGAAGUUAAAGUUAAAGAAGAGCCAUCUAAAUCUCGAGGAGAACGGGGAAGAGGAAGAGGUGAGCGUGGUAAAGGCGAAAGAGGACGCGGUCGAGGGGCUGCAAAUGUGAUUCAGCUUUCUAGUGGAGUCUUCUCAGAGGGUAUUGCUGCUGGACGUCGAGCUACCAGAGGCAGACAGGAAGACAGCAAUUCCAGUUAUGUUCCUAAACCAAAGUUAGAUUUGAAGCAAAACUAUUCCACUGAUAGCAAGGAAGAAAAUGAAAGACUGAGGCAACUCCUUCAAGAUGAUUUUGUUGAUGAUCCUGAUGCAGUGACUGAUGGAAUAAAACCUUUGCAACUUCCUAUGAUUCCUAUGAAAAAGAAAGGAACACAAAAAAGUAUUUCAGGAGGAGCACUAGUUAAGAAAGAGAAGAAUGACCCUGGUUUGAAUACUGAACAUUCCGAGAUUGUCUCUGAUGUGAAGAUAAAAAAGGAGCCUGGAGAAGAGGAGGAAUCUGAUUUUAAGCCUUUGUCAGAGGAUGAGGGUCAUAUAGUAUUUGAACGUCGGGUUGGAGAUUUGCUAGGCAGUAAAAAGCCGGAGUACAUUCUAGUUCAGUUACCAGAUUGUCUACCAGGUUUAAGACCAUCAGUAGAGCCUGAUGGAGCUAAAAAUGUUAAUGGUACAUCUGCAGCUGGCGCAGCUGUGGGUGCUAGUCAAACUCCUCAGUGUACAUUAUCAACAAUCCCUGAGGGCUGUAUUGGAAAAAUUCAAAUAAUGAGAUCUGGUCGAGCUCAUUUAAAAUUGGGCUCAGUUUCAAUGCCUAUAACAAUGGGAACUCAAGUCGGUUUUAAACAGGAUUUGAUUUCCAUCAAUCUGGAUGAUUAUGAAAAGACUGGGAAGAUGAUAAAUUUAGGGCAGGUUAGGGCACGGGUUGUUGUCACCCCCGACUGGGAAACACUUUUAAGCAAGGCGUGACAGGGAAAGGAACAAGGGUAUAUUAUUUGGAAAGAAUACACUGGUUUCAAAUCAACUCUUUUUCAAUCAGAUUGUUUUUUCUCCAUUCUUUGUAUUUUCUUUUGUGAGACAGUUACGCAUUUUUGUCACUCUACCUUACAAAUUUAUCAACCAAAUUUUUUUUGUUGAUGGCUUGUUCUUGUGAUGUAAGUCGAUACAUAUGUGAAAGUGUUCCACUCUCUUUAGGUUUUGUCAAUUCAUAUAUUAUAGUUUCUAGUUAUUUUCAUAACUGAUUUCCAUUUGUUAUUGCAAUAAAAACAUUGCUAAUAACUGUUAAGUCAAAAUGUAA
Molecule: messenger RNA, 1724 nt
Organism: Frankliniella occidentalis (western flower thrips)
Lineage: Eukaryota; Metazoa; Arthropoda; Insecta; Thysanoptera; Thripidae
Gene: RpIIIC53
Product: DNA-directed RNA polymerase III subunit RPC4
Exons: 10
Coding region: 209-1396 (395 amino acids)
Biological process (GO): transcription by RNA polymerase III
Cellular component (GO): RNA polymerase III complex
Molecular function (GO): DNA binding
Source: RefSeq, a predicted model, not a curated record